Messenger RNA from Phaedon cochleariae (mustard beetle), 1663 nucleotides. The record is from the annotation of a GenBank genome assembly. Lineage: Eukaryota; Metazoa; Arthropoda; Insecta; Coleoptera; Chrysomelidae.
CCAAGAGAACCCUCAAAUCAUCUUCACAUCAGUCACAUCAAUCAACAAUAAAAUCACAUCUGUAAUUUCGGAAUUUUUGGAUCUCUUCAGAGUCUUCACUCUUCAGUUCAGUUUUGUUUUUUUUACUCAUUUCAUGUCGAAUGUAAAGUGAUUUAGGUUUUCAUAAGUUUCCAUAUUCACAUCAGCAGAUCAGAACAAUCCAUGAAGAUGAAAAUAGGUCAAGGUUUGGGGUACCUAUUGUUACUUAUCACACUUUUUUUCCAACGAGGCCUUGCUGAACAAUAUAGAGACCUAUCUGAUAACGAAUUUGCCGAAUUUGAAGACUUUGAGGAGGCUGAGGAGGAAUUUUAUGUGAAUGAAGAACAACCAGCAUCAGUGAACACAAAUUCAUUCAUUCCAAAUGAUGAAAUAGACAACGACAAUGAUGAAUUAACUGUAGAUGAUGAUGAUUCUGAAUUUGAGCACUUCCAGGAUGUUGAAGAAUUUGAAGGUUUUGAAGUCAAGGAAGAGAAUCCUACUUCAGAACCAAAGAUCACUAUUGCCAAAGUUCCUUUGAAUUUCAGACAGAAUUGGGACAGCUACUAUUUGGAAAUUUUAAUGAUGUCUGGGCUCAUAGUUUAUUUCAUGAAUUUUGCUAUUGGGAAGAAUAAGAAUAGUAAAAUAGCAAGUACAUGGUUCAAUACUCACAGACAGCUAUUGGAAGACAAUUUUUCAUUAGUUGGAGAUGAUGGCUCUUUAGAUAGAUAUGAAAAUGUGAGCCUUGUGAAAGAGAGUGAAAAUAUUUUCACAUUGUGGUGUAGUGGAAGAACAUGUUGUGAGGGAAUGCUUGUAGAAUUGAAGCUGAUAAAACGCCAAGAUUUGUUAGCUAUCUUGUCAAGCAUGAUGAGACCCACUCUGGACCAGAUUCACAUAACAAUAAAAAUGAACAAAGAAGACAUGGAUAGUUUUGUUUUUUGUGUGGCUGCCAAGAAAACUGCCCAGCAGCUUGUAAAAGACAUGGCAGACCUGAGUGUUUACUGUCCAGAGCGCAAGCCAGGAGACAAACACAAUUUACCUUUGGGUUUCAAUGUCAUGAGUGAAUUGUCAGAGGCAAUUCCAGUUAUAUUAGAUAGUAAGGUUACCACUGUUAUCAAUAAGUAUUCUGAAUAUAUUGAUUAUAUUCAUUUUUCUGACCAAUUUUCUGGUCCCAAACAAAGUGAAGACAAUGGGGCCUUGAAAUUACCUGACACUGAAAAGGUACUCAUGUUUAGUUUCAAUAUACAAACAAAAGGAAUGGUGCUUGAGGAGGCUUGUGCAAAACUGUCUCCUUUGAUGAAUAUGGUGUUUUAUUGUGUGGAUAAAAUAAAGAGAUUCAGACUCUCCAGAGAAGCCAAAGCCAAAGCUGAUAAGAAUCGCCAAAGAGUGGAAGAAAUAUUUUUGAAGUCGACCCAUCAAGCGAGAGCAGAAGCAGCGGCGGCGAAACGCGAAGAAAAAAGACGGCAAGAAAAGGAAAAAGUAAUGGCCGAAGAGGAUCCUGAGAAGCAAAGGCGAUGGGAAAUCAAGGAAGAAAAGAGACAGGCCAAGAGGAAAGGUCCCAAAAUGAAGCAACUCAAAGUGAAGGCUCUGUAAAAGCAAGACUAACAUUACAUUUCAUUGAUCUCUUCAUUAGCAACUGUUAUAUUCA